AUGCUCUCCCGCAGUGUACCCCGUCUACUCCGUGCUAGCUCGACUAUCCGAGCCUCCUCAUGCACCUCUAGCACUACCCGCCAAGCCGUGGUUCCCCUCUGCCGCAGCUACCCAGUGCAUCCGCGGACAUUCACCUCUUCCGCAUUCUUCUCAAAGGGCAUCCAGCCUGACUCGGAGAACCCCCGGCCAUCGAAUCCUGAGAGUACACCUAUUGCUGGCUUAGGUGCACAUGUCACUGAGCCGUCGCCUCUGACACCGGAAGAAUACCACGAGUACUCGGAACACUAUUUCAAUGUUCUCCUCGGGGAGCUAGAGAAGGCACAAGAGGAGGGGUCAGAUGUGGAGGCAGAGUACAGCGCUGGUGUGCUCAACAUCACCGUUCCUGCAAUCGGCACCUACGUCCUCAACAAACAACCCCCCAACAAGCAAAUCUGGCUCAGCUCGCCCAUCUCCGGCCCCAAGCGGUUUGACUGGAUUGUCGAGGGUGAUCGCAUAUACGAGAAGCAGGACUCGCGCCCAUUCGUGCACGGCCAAUGGAUCUACUUGCGGGACGGAUCAAACCUGACGGAGCUUCUGAACACGGAAUUGACGCUGCAGCUUCCCAAGGAUAUCUAUGGUGAGGGUGCGGAU
Penicillium daleae is the source of this 630-nucleotide messenger RNA. RefSeq names its product frataxin family protein. The annotation marks the transcript as partial. Gene Ontology annotation, molecular function: ferroxidase activity; ferric iron binding; iron chaperone activity. Gene Ontology annotation, cellular component: mitochondrion. Gene Ontology annotation, biological process: intracellular iron ion homeostasis; iron incorporation into metallo-sulfur cluster. NCBI's taxonomy places the organism in Eukaryota, Fungi, Ascomycota, Eurotiomycetes, Eurotiales, Aspergillaceae. The record is from RefSeq and is a predicted model, not a curated record. The transcript has 2 exons.